AUGGUGAGCAGUACCCCACUGACAUUUAUUUCUUCCUUUAGGACUCCCCAACAAUCGCUUCACAGUUUGGAAUCUUAUGGCAGCCUCUUCAUUAUUAGCCAGGUUUUUGAGCGAAAGCCAGUACACAUUGCCAAAAGAAAUGAAAGUCCAGAUUAUUUUAAAACAGUAAUGAGUUGUAAGCAUUUUGAUAACAUGAUGAGAGAAAAUUUCUUAGAGUAUUCAAAGCAUAUUGAUGUUGUCAUUUAUACUGAUGGUGUGCGCAAAACAUUUAAUCCUGAAGGUCGAGCAUAUCCAUCUAGUGUAUGGAAAUUUUACCGGGAAGGAUGUUCUGUCAGAAUGCAAAAUCCUCAGUCAUAUCAUGACAAUCUAUGGAAACUUUGUUCUAAUCUCCAAGAAUAUUUUGGCAGUUACGUUGGUGCAAAUUUAUACCUGACACCACCUGGAUCACAAGGUUUUGCACCUCAUUAUGAUGACAUUGAUGCUUUUAUUCUACAGCUGGAAGGAAGAAAAUUAUGGAAAAUCUAUCCUCCUAGAACUAAUAAAGAAGUUCUCCCACGAACCUCAAGUGUCAAUUUUACACAAGAUGAAAUUGGUACUCCUAUCAUGGAAUGUGAAUUACUUCCUGGUGAUUUGCUGUAUUUCCCACGUGGUUUCAUACAUCAAGCCAGAACUGCAGAUGAUGUGCAUUCUUUACAUGUAACAAUUUCUACAAACCAAAAGAAUACAUUUGGCGACCUUCUUGAGUUGGCGCUUCCCAGAGCUUUGGAGCAAGCUAUUAAAGAAGAUCCUGAAUUUCGUGAAUCGUUACCAAAGGACUACAUGAAUCUUGUCGGCACUACUAAUUCUAAUAUCGAAUCACCAGAAAGAAAUAAAUUCUUAGAGAAAGUUAUUUCCUUAUCAAGUAAAAUUUUAAAGUAUUUAUCAGUAGAUGAAGCUGCAGAUCAACAUGCUAAAGACUUUAUUCAUGCGUCAAUGCCUCCGCAUUUAACAUUAAGAGAAAAGUCUCGCAGUAUUUACGGACAUGGUGAAGAAUGGGAAAAUGGAAGAAUUGUAAAUGUUACUGAGCUUAGCCCAGAUUCCAAAAUUCGAUUAAUAAGAAAAAGAGCUGCUAGGUUGGUGGCAGGAAGACAAGCAUCUGCGAAUAUACCAUAGUAUGGAGAAUAGCAAAGUCCAUAAGGAAUAUGAAGCUAAGUAUUUUGACGUAGAAGCAGAAUUUGUGAAUGCCAUUGAUAUGCUGUUCCAUGCAUAUCCUGAAUAUAUAUUCAUAGAUGAUCUGCCAUUAAAUUCUUUAGAAGAAAAGGUAAAUACUUUGAAAACUGAUAUAU
Messenger RNA from Stegodyphus dumicola, 1325 nucleotides. RefSeq names its product Bifunctional lysine-specific demethylase and histidyl-hydroxylase NO66 (gene NO66). Lineage: Eukaryota; Metazoa; Arthropoda; Arachnida; Araneae; Eresidae. The record is from RefSeq and is a predicted model, not a curated record. Gene Ontology annotation, cellular component: nucleolus. Gene Ontology annotation, molecular function: histone H3K36 demethylase activity; histone H3K4 demethylase activity.